GUUUACUCCCUGAUAGCGCGAUGCCACAGAGCACAUUCGUGUUCAAGCAUGUGGCGGGAGAAGACGUAGCUGUCAAAGUAUCCGCCAUUUCGCUUUUGACAUUUUAAUGUUUGGUUCGAAAUUGUGCCAAUGUGGUUGUGAUUUGUAUUUUAGUGUGGUGUGCUUGUGUUAUUGGACCGUUGGUACUUCUGGUGUAGUAAACAGGUACGUUUAGGAGAUUUUUCAAGGAAUACCAACAUACCAUCUAGAUAUCGAAAAGUGAAUCAAAAAUGUUGAAACAGAUUCCUUGAGAGAGCCAAGUAGAGUUUGAUUUUUGGAAACGAUACGAAAACAAGAGUGAAAAAGAGGGAAAGAUGGAAACAAAAAAUGACGAUAUCGAACUCAGCGUUCAAGGUGGCAACAAGUCCAGUGAAGUGAAAGCAACAAAAUCAGACUUACCAGAGAGAGGAUCUUGGGCCAGCAAACUAGACUUCAUCCUUUCUGUAGUCGGUCUUGCGAUUGGUCUCGGCAACGUUUGGCGGUUCCCGUAUCUAUGCUACAAAAAUGGCGGCGGCGCAUUUCUCAUUCCCUACUUCCUCACACUAUUCCUCGCCGGUAUUCCCAUGUUCUUCAUGGAGUUGGCAAUGGGACAGAUGCUUACUAUCGGUGGAUUAGGAGUUUUCAAGAUCGCGCCUAUAUUUAAAGGCAUUGGUUACGCUGCCGCAGUGAUGUCAUGCUGGAUGAAUGUCUACUAUAUCGUGAUUUUGGCUUGGGCAAUCUUUUAUUUCUUCAUGUCCAUGCGAUCAGAUGUGCCAUGGCGUAAUUGCGACAAUUACUGGAACACCGAUACAUGCGUGAACCCUUACGACAGGAAAAACUUAACGUGUUGGUCUAUGCAUGAUAUGAGCAUGUAUUGCACCUUGAAUGGGAAGAACAUCAGCAAAACCAUUCUAUCCGACCCUGUGAAGGAGUUCUGGGAACGGCGAGCUCUCCAGAUUUCCAGCGGCAUUGAACACAUCGGGAACAUUAGAUGGGAGCUGGCGGGAACUCUCCUCCUCGUAUGGAUCUUGUGUUACUUCUGCAUCUGGAAGGGAGUCAGAUGGACUGGCAAGGUCGUCUACUUCACAGCCCUCUUUCCUUACUUCUUGCUGACGGUGCUCUUGAUAAGAGGAAUAACAUUACCAGGGGCCAUGGAAGGUAUCAAGUUCUACGUCAUGCCAAAUAUGUCGAAACUUCUGGAGUCUGAAGUAUGGAUCGACGCGGUCACACAGAUAUUCUUCUCGUAUGGUCUUGGAUUGGGGACGCUUGUUGCUUUGGGCAGUUACAAUAAGUUCACAAACAAUGUUUAUAAGGACGCCUUGAUUGUCUGCACUGUCAAUUCAAGCACAUCUAUGUUCGCCGGUUUCGUGAUCUUCUCUGUGGUGGGCUUCAUGGCUCAUGAACAGCAGAGACCAGUGGCUGAAGUUGCUGCAUCAGGACCCGGCUUAGCGUUUCUGGCCUAUCCAUCAGCGGUGCUGCAACUACCCGGUGCUCCUCUUUGGUCUUGCCUCUUCUUCUUCAUGCUGCUGCUCAUCGGUCUCGACAGCCAAUUCUGCACAAUGGAAGGCUUCAUCACAGCGGUCAUAGACGAAUGGCCAAAACUCCUCCGCAGACGAAAGGAGAUCUUUAUUGCGAUUACCUGCGUUAUCUCGUAUUUGGUUGGGUUGUCGUGCAUUUCUGAGGGAGGAAUGUACGUGUUCCAAAUUCUGGAUUCCUACGCCGUCUCCGGGUUCUGUCUGUUGUUCCUGAUAUUCUUCGAGUGCGUCUCCAUAUCUUGGGCUUUCGGCGUUAACCGCUUCUACGACGGCAUCAACGAGAUGAUCGGCUACUACCCGACGAUUUGGUGGAAGUUCUGCUGGGUUGGAUUCACGCCUGCUAUUUGUAUUAGCGUAUUUAUCUUCAACCUUGUACAAUGGAAACCGAUUAAAUACAUGAAUUAUGAAUACCCGUGGUGGUCCCACGCUUUCGGAUGGUUCACCGCACUCUCUUCUAUGCUGUGCAUCCCGGGGUACAUGGUGUAUCUCUGGAGAGCUACUCCUGGAACUGCUAUGGAGAAAUUCCACACCAUAGUGCGUAUACCAGAAGAUGUACCAUCCCUUCGCACCAAGAUGCAAGCCGAGGAACAGGCGAAGCACGGAAAAGCUUAAAUAUUGACCCUUUGCUCGAGAUGAAAGAAAUUUUUUUUUUCUUAAAACCAUAAAUGAGUUACAGCUACCAACGGAAAAGAAUGCCAAUUAAAAUCUUGACAUGGCUAUAAAUAAACCCUUCUAACCCUUACUGAUGUGUCCAAAAAUUCUGUGUUCAGAAAUCUUAAUAUGCCAUUUGUAUUUUUAUGCACGAAUACAGAUUGUAAUCUCAAGCGCUGAAAAAGAUGAUAAAUAUUCUGAUUUUAAUUUAUGGCAGAUUUACUCCUUCAGCAAUUUAAUGUCAAAAUUCAAACUUAAAAAUUGACUCUCUUCUGUCACAAAGUUUGAGUUUGAGUUAAGCUUAACGUAUUAGUAAUUAUAAAAUUGUAUUUCUCAUAUUUGUGCCAAACUAUUAACUAAAUUCGUAUAUCCGCGUAUAAUUAUUCGUAAUAUUAUGUAAGAAUGCUAAUCCAGCGUCCUAUGUUUAGCUUAGAUCUUAAGUUACGUUUUGGGUGCGUUGCGACGCGUUCAUGUAUGUUUGCUUACGAUGUUAGUGAAAUAAUUAUUUGUAAUUGUUAAAUGUCUUCCAUGUUCAAUGCUUUAUGUAAUCAUAAGUGUUUAAAAUUUUCGAUCGAUUCGUAGAUUUAAUUCGCGUUGUAUUGAGCGAAAGUUUGCCUAAUUAGUUAUAUUAUUCAAACGUAGAAUAGUAUUCACGAAUGUGUGGGAGAUAAAAAGAUCAACAUCAGAAGUGGGAUAGAAAACUUUUAGAUAUUGAGUGGUCAGCAAAAAAAAGUAUAAGCUUCUGAUACCUUGGUCUUUUUACCUUGGUUUUUUGUGAAUUAUGAAUGUUUAUUAUAUAGAUAGUAAAAUUUAGCAAUUUUAUUCGUAGGUGUAUGACCUGUUAUAAAAAUAGCGGUGUUUAUAUAAAUAUUAAUCAAUUAUUAGAAAGGACUCUUAUGUGUUGCUAGUGUAUUGUGUUCAUAUUUUUGUUUCUUAAGAAUUAACAUAUCGUAAAUUAAGUGUUUGGUUUUUAAGCUUUAAUUAUCUUACUCUUUGAUUUAAGAGUUAACAAAUAUUUAAUGGCUUAUAGGUAUUGUUUUAGACUAUCAGUCAUAUAAUGUGUUCUCUUCACGACCAAAUCAACAAACCCUUCAGAUCUUUUUAAUAUACUGUAGUUAUACUCUUCAAUAUACAAAUGUCCCCUUUUCUACAAAUAUUAUUAUUUUUGGAUCCUUCUUGAAAUCUAACAAUCAUUUAGUUUUUUGAGAAUUUUGUGUGGAUUUCAAAAUAUUAUAAAGAAAUAUUUAAAUUUAAAAUAAUAAAAUAAGUUAAUAAAGUAUUUAAAAGGUCAAUUUAAAAUAAAAAAUGAGUAAACAUUCGUAAGUUAUUUUUAAUCAUGUAAUCGAUAUAUUAUGAUAUAAAAUUAUCAAAAAAAUAUUUAU
This is a messenger RNA of Leptidea sinapis, 3586 nucleotides long. It is a transcript of the gene Gat, whose product is annotated as sodium- and chloride-dependent GABA transporter 1. Bases 354 to 2165 code for a protein of 603 amino acids. Gene Ontology annotation, biological process: sodium ion transmembrane transport. The transcript has 12 exons. NCBI's taxonomy places the organism in Eukaryota, Metazoa, Arthropoda, Insecta, Lepidoptera, Pieridae. The record is from RefSeq and is a predicted model, not a curated record. Gene Ontology annotation, cellular component: membrane.